AACGUUGGGUCUCUGAAGCCUUCCUUCCAGCAACGCCUUCUACAUCAUCUCUACGCCCAACCAUGAAUUCACUGAUAGCUCUCGUACUCCUAGGUCAGAUUUUAGGAUGUACGCUUAGCCAUCACUUGCUCCCGCAAUCAGACUGCAAUAGCGAAGAAGCUGAACACUACGCAGAAGAAGGAGUACACUACAUCAACACCCAUAAUCUUCAUGGAUACAAACAAACUCUUAAUAUAAUCAAGGAUCUGCAUGUCUUGCCCCGGAGACCCCACGGGAAGGUAAUCUUCACUGAACUAAACCUUCUAGAGACAAGAUGUCAUGUGUUGGACCCAACUCCUGUUGAGAAUUGUACUGUAAGAACACAGGAAGAACAUGCUGUUGAAGCAGACUGUGAUGUCAAGUUGCUCAGUGAUGAGGGUGUCACCAAAGUGGUUGCUGUGAAAUGCCAUUCAUCUCCAGAUUCUGUGGAAGAUGUGAAGAAACUCGGCCCUAACUAUCCAAUUCUGUUGCCUCUGAAUGACCCUCGUGUGGUAGAAGUUGUUGAAUAUGUGCUCCACAAGCACAACGAACAACAACCCGACCACGUCUUCGAAGUCCUUGAGAUUACAAGGGGGCAGCACAAGCAUGAGCCUGAAUCUUACUAUGUGGAGUUUGUUUUUGUGGAGACUAACUGCUCUGAACAAGAAUCCCAUGAUGCCCAUCAUGACUGCCACCCCAAAGCAGCAGCAGAUGCACAUGUUGGAUUCUGUAAAGCAACUGUUUUUAGGGCACAUGAUGCCACUGGAAAACUUACAGAUGAAAAGUUUGAGUCGGACUGCGUCUUGUUUGACCAGAAGGUUGGAGAAACCCAUGUUCACUUGAUUGAACAUCACUUGGGAAAAAAUAUUCCUUCCCCUGGACACGGCCACACUGUCCUUGACCUUGCACAUUCCCAUAAUGAUACAAACGCUUCACAUGAGUCACAUUCUGCUGAAGUUUUGCCAGAAGUUGCAGCCCCUGUGGUCAAAAGAGAUGUUUCACCAACCCUGCCACCAGAUGAUCACCUCACACCCCCUGUGAAACUUUGCCCAGGAAAGGUACAUCACUUCAAGGUGUAGGACAGCCAUGCCAGAGAGCAUGGAGAAACCACCCUGUUAAUGCAAAUCCAUUUUCCAAAUCUGAACUCAAACCUUGAAUCCAAAAAGGGUUUACCCUGCUACAUUACAGCCUUUGCUAAGUGUUGUGAUCACCCACUUGUUGUUACAAGAAAGAGGCUGUGUAUGGUGCCUUUCUACUUUUAGAAACGCAUAUUCUGAUGCUCACUGUGAAUUUAACAUCUUCCAGUUGCUCUGUUCAGCAAGGAACAACAGGAAAGUUGAGCAGGACUGAUGUUAGCCCAAGAGUCAAGAUUCUUUUUCUUUUUUUCUUUUAAAGAGAAAAUGCACAGCAUUUGACAACAAUGUCCCCAAAGACUUAUCAGCUCUAUUCAUUAUGAGAGGGGUUCCCCCCCCCCCUUACUGUUUCAGCAUGCCACAUUAUUGUAUAGGAGCAAUUUUGAAAAAAAAAAGUCCAAUGUUCUGACUGCAAGAGGCACAGGGUACUUCAUAAAUAAAAUGUUCAGUCCUACUGAAAAUUGGUAAA
Molecule: messenger RNA, 1620 nt
Organism: Python bivittatus (Burmese python)
Lineage: Eukaryota; Metazoa; Chordata; Lepidosauria; Squamata; Pythonidae
Gene: AHSG
Product: alpha 2-HS glycoprotein
Biological process (GO): negative regulation of endopeptidase activity
Cellular component (GO): blood microparticle; extracellular region; extracellular matrix
Molecular function (GO): cysteine-type endopeptidase inhibitor activity
Source: RefSeq, a predicted model, not a curated record